AAACAAAAAUUCGGCUCGUUCAGCGGUAGUUGAGCGACGACCGCGCCGGGGUCAACAGCGUUGCGGCGCGUCUCCUCGCGCACUCCGAUAAUCAUGAAAUAAAUUAGCGUCAAAUGUUUAUGUAGUAUUUAUAACAUACGCGUGUCAGCUGGGUGAAUCGUCAUGCAGCGACGAGCGCUACGGUUCGCGAUUGAACGAAUCCGCGAGUGCUUGCAAUGUUAACUCGAUGUCAAUGUGUUUAGAGUACAAUGUUCAUUUGAUCAGCCGGUAUUCAUGGGAAAAGCCCGAGUUACAAGAAACAGCCGAGUUAUUCAUAUAAAAGUGCGCGCAGAAGCCGAAAUUUAGCGCGUGCGCAACAAUUAGAAGAAUAUAUUAAUUAAAACCAGAUUUCUAUGUCAAAAUUAUCCGACGCUUCUGAAGAGUUUAAUAAUGCAAGAGAAAAUUCUACGAACUCACCAAAUUCACACGACGAAUGUGAAACUCCAUUUCUUGCGUCCACGUCAAACCAAAUUCAAAAACAAAAAACGAAAAUGCAGCGCCCACUGGUAAUGCAGGGCAAACACGACUUAAACGCUAUAGGUUAUGUUAAUGAAAUGCAUAAUGUCGCUCCACAUCUACUCACGUAUCCAGAAAACGAAAUUCUUGAAGAAAUCGAUGAUUUCGAUAAACGUUUGGACAAAGAAGACGCCAACGUUGUGUUUGUCAAUGGUAAUCAUUCCAAUGACAGCGAUGUCGUGCAGGAGGCGUUGUUUUACAACCGGAAACAGUACCUGAACCCGGACAUAGCCGCCAUGUCGGUUUUAAGUCUUGUAGAGAAAGAGGACGAUUUGGAAAACAAGAUGGAUACAAAUCAGGACUUUGAAUCUCCCAGUGUUCCAGUACCAGUGCAAAACAUCAAAAUGCAUGAAUUAGUGGAUAAUGUUCAAGAAUCUCUCUCACAUUCAUCGCCUGGUAAAUCUCUGGAUAGAGAUGACAGUGAAUGUGGGUGCAUUGCACAAGCGAAGUGUCCGAAACCGUCGAUUUACUUCAAUGACGGUAUUCGUUCGGUUGAUUUUAUAUUGGUAUGGGACCAACAGGAAAUUCAAGCCAUAUCACAGGCGGCUUUCGCGCGUCGAAGUUGUUUCGAAGCCAAUUUGAUCAAAGAGGGGUUAGAAUUAGAGUAUGAGCCGCCCGAAAAGAGUGGAUUGUGUUUCAUCAAGGUUCACGCACCUAGAGAAGUACUGCGAAGGUACAGCGAAAUUUUAAAACUUCGAAUGCCGAUGAAAGAGGAGUUGUGCAUGUUACCAAGGGAGUUUCGAAAUAGAAGGUUUUAUAAUGCAGCCAAUUAUUUGCGCACAAAGAUUUUGGGGCAAGAGUUAACGCAUCGCGGUAAUUUUAUCAUUGAUGGCUUUCGUACCCAAUGGGAAAAAGUGAAAGAUUGGGUGCUUGUUGAUAAAGAGCACUUUCCCGAAAAAGGACAUCGAUUUACUGCCAUUUACAGUCGUGAUAGAGAAUAUCUAUUUGAUGUUGACUCGCCAUGUUUCUUCACACCAGCCAUACACUCGCGAAUUGUGCAGUUUAUCCUGGAUCGUCAAAUGUUCAGCAAAACAAACGACGAUUUUGCAUUCGGCAUCGAAAGACUGUUAAACGAAAACACUUACACUGCUGUUUAUCCACUACACGACGGUGAUUAUCGUCUACCAGGAUCAAUGCGUAACCUACUCUACACCGAAUGGGCCGCAAUUCGCAAAUGGUACCGCUACCAACCCCUGGAUUACGUCCGCGAAUAUUUCGGUGUUAAAAUAGCGUUGUAUUUCGCCUGGCUUGGAUUCUACACGCAUAUGCUUAUCCCAGCCGCCGUUGUUGGUCUCGCCUGUUUUGUCUACUCUUGGGCCACACUCUACAGCAACAAGCCAUCCGAGGACAUCUGUAACUCUACGAUCAAAAUGUGUCCACUGUGUGACCACUGGUGUGACUACUGGGAUCUCAAAGAGACGUGCGUUCAUGCUAGAAUUACCUAUUUGUUUGAUAAUUCCACAACGGUCUUCUUCGCCAUAUUUAUGUCCUUUUGGGCGACGUUGUUUCUUGAACUUUGGAAGCGUUACUCAGCAGAAAUAACGCACAGGUGGGAUUUGACUGGCUUUGAUAUUCAGGAGGAACAUCCACGUCCACAAUAUUUAGCAAGAUUGUCUCAUGUAAAGCGGAGGCAAAUGAAUGUUGUUACCAACACAAUGGAGCCAUAUGUACCUUUCUGGCGGAUGAAGUUCCCGGCGACUAUUCUAAGUUUUUCCGUUGUGAUAUUAUUGGUUGCGAUGGCUUUGGCGACUGUGGUGGCUGUGGUAUUGUAUCGCAUGUCGGUACUUACAGCGUUGAGAGUUUAUGGUGACCGCGUGACCACUAGCUCCGCCAUUUUGUUUACUACCUCAACCGCAGCCAGCAUCAACUUGUGUUGUAUCAUUGUCUUCAAUUGGCUGUACACUUAUGUUGCGGAAUAUUUAACGGAAUUGGAAUUGCUACGCACGCAAACUGAGUUUGACGAUUCUCUAACCUUAAAGAUAUAUUUAUUGCAAUUUGUUAAUUAUUACGCGUCGAUUUUUUACAUUGCAUUCUUCAAAGGGAAGUUGAUUGGUUCGCCGAGGAGGUAUAAUCGACUAUUCGGAUAUCGACAAGAAGAAUGUGGUCCGGGUGGAUGUUUAAUGGAGUUGUGUAUUCAACUUGCAAUUAUAAUGAUUGGCAAACAAGCGAUGAAUACUGUCCUAGAAAUGUUAUUUCCGCUGUUUUACAAAUGGCUGAACACUGUCAAGGUAAAAACCGGCUUGCAGAAGGAUGAGAGCUCGAAAAAGGGCACACAGCCUCAAUGGGUGAGGGAUUUCAAAUUGGUCGAAUGGGGACCACGGAGUUUAUUCCCGGAAUACUUAGAAAUGGUGUUACAGUAUGGAUUCGUUACCAUUUUCGUAGCUGCAUUCCCCCUGGCGCCAUUUUUUGCACUUCUGAAUAACAUCUUAGAAAUGAGGUUAGAUGCGCAGAAAAUUUUGACUUUUCACCGACGUCCUGUUACACAACGUGUGCGUGAUAUAGGUGUUUGGUAUCGCAUACUCGAUUCGAUUGGUAAACUAUCAGUGGUUACAAAUGGAUUCAUCAUAGCAUUCACAUCGGAUUUCAUCCCUCGUUUGGUUUAUCGUCUCGCAGUAAGCGAUGAUUACUCCUUGAACGGAUAUUUAAACAACACGUUAUCAUACUUUAAUACGUCGGACUUCCAAGUGGCGUCAGUGCCUAGGCAUUCAGUAUUCAACGAAACAAUCUGCAGAUAUCCUGAUUACAGAGAACCACCUGGACAUGAACAUAGCUAUGAUUUGAAUGCAAUGUUCUGGCAUAUCCUAGCUGCGCGAUUGGCAUUUGUUGUUGUUUUUGAGAACGUGGUCGCAAUUGUAAUGAUUAUGGUACGUUGGUGUAUUCCGGAUGUCCCGAAGGACCUACGAGCGCAAAUACGAAGGGAAGUUUUCAUCACGAACGAGAUUAUUAUUAAACAGGAGACUUUACGUGCGCAAAGUGGUGAUAGUGUCUUGAGGAAAGAACGCGCAACAAUUCUAAAGUCCUGCCCAUCCUCGCAAGCACAAUGGGAUAGAUUUGUAAGUAAAUCACUCACGGAGGCCGAAUUUGACCUUAUGAUGCACGAGAAUUUAACGCCCGUUGACAACUCAGGUAUAAUAAAACCUCCAACGUCUGUUUAAUCACAUUAGGUUAUGUUUACUACUCCAAUUAGGUUAACUUUAGCUCGCGAUUCUAGUCAUGAGAAACAAGGGAAAAUCUCAAUUAAUCUAAGUUCCGACUGAUUUUAUCCAUUAUUUUUGACAGAGUGAGAUACUACUGAAUGUUUAAAACUUGACCAAAGCGUAUAUUACAUUUAUAAGUGUUUUUUAAAACUCUUUAGAUGUUUAUAAACGUGUUACGGAUGAAAUGAACUAUUAUAAAGUUACUUAUCUUGAAUAUUUAGAUGUGUAUAGGAAUGUGCAUCGUGCCUUUUGUUAAAAAAUGAAAAAUGUUUAGCAUUUGUCUUAUGAAAAGUAUAAGUAUAUGUUUGGUUGCCUACAUUUUAGUGAUUCGCAAGUCGCCAUUUUGAAUGUGAUAAAAUAUGUAAGCCUCAUUAUCAGUAAAUCUUAAAUCUAUAUAUAUUUAAAUAACAAA
Messenger RNA from Dalotia coriaria, 4164 nucleotides. RefSeq names its product anoctamin 1 (gene subdued). Bases 393 to 3710 code for a protein of 1105 amino acids. Gene Ontology annotation, molecular function: chloride channel activity; protein dimerization activity. NCBI's taxonomy places the organism in Eukaryota, Metazoa, Arthropoda, Insecta, Coleoptera, Staphylinidae. Gene Ontology annotation, cellular component: plasma membrane. Gene Ontology annotation, biological process: chloride transmembrane transport. The transcript has 12 exons. The record is from RefSeq and is a predicted model, not a curated record.